AUGCAAGGACAAGAGAACAAAGAACCUGACGAUCCAGGGUUUAGCGCCUCCUGUCUGACAACAGCAGAAUUACAGCAGCACUGGAGAGCUGUGAGGCAGGAGAGGAGGACCAUUAAACUCCUGUUUGAGAUCCCUUCCACUCGCAUCAUCCAGAAGCCAGCAAGCAAAUAUGUGUUGUACCAGAUUGUGGUGAUCCAAUCAGGAAGUUACGACCAGAAACGCGUGGCGAUUGAAAGGCGCUACAGCGACUUCUAUCAUCUCCACCAGCGCCUCCUGCAGGAGUUCAGCGAAGAGCUGGAGGAGGUCGUGCUACCGAAGAAGAAACUGGUGGGAAAUUUUACGGAGGAGAGCAUCUCGGAGCGCUGCGUGGCUCUCAGAGACUAUCUCACUCAACUCUACGCCCUUCGCUGCAUACGCCGAUCUCAGUACUUCCUGGAAUUCUUCACCCGCGCGGAGCUGAAGCUCGCCUACGACUUGUUACGCAGCGGGCAGUUUGCCCGCGCCCUUGAGCUGCUCCAGACCACUCUGGUCCUCCAGGAGAAGCUGUCGGGUCAUGACCCCGGUCUGGUGGUACCCACACUAUGUGCCCUGGUGGUGUGCCACCGUGAUCUGGACGAUAUCCGCGCCGCCUUCCAGACGGGCCAGCAGGCCAUGCCCAUUGUGAGACGCUAUGGGCUGAACCGAUACCGAUGCGCAUUGCUAGAGGUGCUGGUGGACCUCGGUUACCGACUGAGCCUCCCAGUGGCCCUGUUACAGGAAGAACUGGCCAGAGUGAGAGAGUCUAAAAAUGGACCAGUGACACAGGUGUCACUGAAACAGCUGGUGGUGGAGGAGUUCACCUGA
Chanos chanos (milkfish) is the source of this 843-nucleotide messenger RNA. It is a transcript of the gene snx20, whose product is annotated as sorting nexin 20. Gene Ontology annotation, biological process: protein transport. The transcript is spliced from 3 exons. The record is from RefSeq and is a predicted model, not a curated record. NCBI's taxonomy places the organism in Eukaryota, Metazoa, Chordata, Actinopteri, Gonorynchiformes, Chanidae. The coding region runs from base 1 to 843 and encodes 280 amino acids. Gene Ontology annotation, cellular component: early endosome membrane. Gene Ontology annotation, molecular function: phosphatidylinositol phosphate binding; protein binding.